AUGGGAGUCAGCUGCUCCUCCAGAUGCCUCGCGCUCUUCCUCGCGCUGCACAUCGUCUCCGUGCUCUCGGUGCUGGUGGGGGCCGCUCAGUGUGACUCGGUGUUCAGAGGUUUCUCAGACUGCCUCCUGCAGAUGGGGGAGAGCAUGGCGGGGUACCCCCAAGACCUGGAGGACCGGGAGAACCUGCAGCGCAUCUGCAGCUACUGGGACAACUUCCACUCGUGCGCCACCACGGCGCUGGCCGACUGCCAGGAGGGCGCGGCCGACCUGUGGGAGAAGCUGAAGGCCGAGUCGCGCAGCCUAGAGCUGCGCGGCAGUCUGUUCCAGCUGUGCGGCGGCGGCAACGCGGCGCCGCGGGGGGCCGGCGGGGGGGGCGGGGGGGGGCUGGCCCUGCUGCUCAGCGCGCUGCCCACCCUCCUGACUUGGCUGGCCUUCUAA
This is a messenger RNA of Pseudoliparis swirei, 438 nucleotides long. It is a transcript of the gene nrn1a, whose product is annotated as neuritin 1a. Lineage: Eukaryota; Metazoa; Chordata; Actinopteri; Perciformes; Liparidae. Bases 1 to 438 code for a protein of 145 amino acids. Gene Ontology annotation, biological process: neuron projection extension; nervous system development. Gene Ontology annotation, cellular component: plasma membrane. The transcript has 3 exons. The record is from RefSeq and is a predicted model, not a curated record.